Molecule: messenger RNA, 4778 nt
Organism: Manduca sexta (tobacco hornworm)
Lineage: Eukaryota; Metazoa; Arthropoda; Insecta; Lepidoptera; Sphingidae
Product: sodium/potassium-transporting ATPase subunit beta-2
Exons: 6
Coding region: 93-1043 (316 amino acids)
Biological process (GO): intracellular sodium ion homeostasis; intracellular potassium ion homeostasis; potassium ion import across plasma membrane
Cellular component (GO): sodium:potassium-exchanging ATPase complex
Molecular function (GO): ATPase activator activity
Source: RefSeq, a predicted model, not a curated record
UAUUUCAAGUUGCGGUAGCGGUUGAUUGUGUUGUGCCGAUGUUUUAAUUAAAAAUAUAAUUUUUAUAUGAGAGAAAGUUAUAAAUCCAAACCAUGAGUCGAAAUCCCAGAAUGGAAGAAUUUAAAAUGGAUGGAAAACCAUUAAAGAGACGUAAUUUUUCAAGCAUGUUAUACAAUGACGAAACUGGAGCGAUUUUGGGUCGAACUCCUGAAAGUUGGGGCAAGAUCCUGAUCUUCUAUGUGAUAUUCUACGCAGCAUUAGUGGCUCUGUUCUCCAUCUGCAUGGUAACUUUCCUGCAACAGUUCAUCAACCCUCGCGUGCCGCGUCUCCAGCAAGAGUACAGCGUUAUCGGCACCAGCCCAGGGCUGGGCUUCCGACCGCAACCGCAGGACGUUAGGAGCACCCUCAUCUGGUAUAAGGGCACGAGUUAUGAGAGCUACAAGUAUUGGGAAGAUCAGUUAAUUGAUUUUUUGUCGGUGUACAAGAAGAAAGGUCAGACAGCAGGCGCUGGUCAGAACAUAUUCAACUGCGACUUCAAGAACCCGCCGCCGAAGGGCAAAGUGUGCGAUGUGGACAUCCGUGGCUGGGACCCCUGCAUCGAGGAGAACCAUUUCUCUCUCCACAAGUCCUCGCCGUGCAUCUUCCUUAAACUGAACAAAAUCUACGGCUGGCGUCCCGAGUUCUACAACGACACGGCGAACCUGCCCGAAGACAUGCCCAAGGACGUGAAGAGCCAGAUCUUGAACAUGACCAGCUACAACAGGGAUUAUGCCAACUCGGUAUGGGUGUCGUGUCAGGGCGAAACUCCAGCCGAUAAGGAGAUGAUAGGACCGGUAAAAUACUUCCCGUAUCCCGGCUUUCCGGGGUACUUCUACCCCUACGAGAAUGCGGAGGGGUACCUCAGUCCUCUAGUUGCCAUACAUUUGGAGAACCCUAAGUCCGGUGUCGUCAUAAAUAUAGAGUGUCGAGCGUGGGCGCAAAACAUCCAGUACAGCAGAAAAGAGCGGUUAGGUUUGGUACACUUCGAGAUUAUGUUAAACUAGUUGGUAUCAAAAAAUAUGUCUGUAGAGUGUACUUUAAGUGUAAGUGUCCGGACUACAUAGUAGACCACAGUAGACCGGAUUAGACCGGAGUAGACCGACAGUAGACCGAGUGGAUUUGAUGAAAAUGUUGAUGUUCAAAUCAUCACUGGUAAGUUUUUGUUUAUAUUAUACAUUUUUGACACGGUCUUUUCAGUAGACUGACUCGGUAACGCUUUAAAUAUGUGUCUGUAUUGAUAUUAUGACUUAUUUAACUUUAAAAAAGUAUUUUUUGUUGGUUAUCCAGACAAGGUAUUCAAUUUUAAAACUACCUACGCAACUUUUCAGAAUUUACGUUUUUUUGGGAAUAACGAAUCGUUUUGUAACCAGUGUCGCCAUUUUAAAAAUUAUUAUUAUUAUCAGUUUAAAGUGAACUUUAAAAACUGUAUGCUUUUCUAUUACUUAACAGAUUUAAGAUUUAGAAUCUCAUUUUGACUAUUGCUGUGCAUUUAUCACAAAACGUUUCCUACAUAUCAAUAAUACAGGUAUAUUAAGUGACAUACUAGACUUCAUUAUGAACUGUUUUCUAUUUUAAGAUUUGACUUGAUAGAUACUUCAAAUCUCUACUUCCAUUUCUGAUAUUACAAAGAUAUUGCAGGAUCAGAUUUAGGCUAGAUUUAUUAGGGCCAUAACACCCCUACUGCCACUAUCAGACACGUCACUAAUAUUUUAUUAUUAUACAAUUUUUGUACUUUAACAUCCAGUGCGAAUUAACGCAUAAUAAUUAUACCAAACAGCAUAAACCUAGUAAAAACGUGGCUUUUGAAGAAAAAUAUUCACUGUCCUUUUGGGGAAAUAAUCAUAUAAAAAAAAUUGCUAAACAUCUUUAAAAUUGAGUAACGUCUCUGAGUGCAGCAGUAAGAAACGUGUAAUCAUAAUAUUAUGUAUUUAGUUAUAGACAUUUUUUACCUCUACAAUAGCAGCUAUAUUUUUUAUGUUAAUCAUGAAUAUUUAUUAUUUGCUCUCUUACAUUCCUUAUUGGUUUUAAAAUAACAUUUCAAUUUCAGUAACACUAAAUACCGUAUAAUUGGCACACAUAGUAAUUUUUAAUUUUGUUUAUAGUAUCCAAUAAGUUUAAAUUGUAGUCAAUUUUCUGGCUUGUAUAGAAGUAAACCACACUUAAUAAUUUGUAAAAAAUACAAGUGCCUUAUUGACGCCUACAGCAUUUACUUACUUCGGUCCUGGCUCAUACUAUAACUAAUUAAGUAAUAUGCGUCUCAUGUGAUUGUAUGCACUCGUGCCUUAGAAAUUUAUUUUGUAUUUAUAUAAGUAAUAUUUGUGUUUCCAUACAUUUGUUCGUAUUAUAUAGGGUGUUAUAAUUUAUUGUGUUCAGACUUGAAUAUUAACUUAAACUUUGAUAACUUGAAUUAUUUGGAUGAAAACUGACAGAUAUACAGAGAAACAAUUUAGAUUUAUUCAAGCCUGGGUCAUAUAAAUAGUUAAUUAUUAUCUGAUUUACGUAGUGGCGGCCUUAACCAAUGGAAGGCUCCUGGCGGAAGCUAAAAAACCUCCCCGGUUUCCACUUUUUCGGAGUAUUGGAGGUUCACAGAGGGAUGACCGAAAAAAAAAUUAUAACUCGAGGUCCCCAGGUCCCUGCUAUGGGCGCCACUGAUUCUAUGCUGUCAUUUCUAAAAGCGAUUUCCCAUAGUAAUGGUAACAAGAGAUUUAUUUAAAAUUAAUUGAACAACUGAUAUUUUUUUAUGAUUCUAUUGUAACGACGAUGGCCUGUUCUCAUCUGUGGUUCUAUUUUUUUUUGGAAAUAAUUGAUUCGACUGAACACUAAAUAGUAUCACCCUGUAUAGAUCUGAUAUUGUGAAUAUCAUAAGACAGUAAGACUGAUAACCAACCGUGGCAACUUGUUUAUCUCUUUAAUGGGUUUGUCAGGCAUUUGCUAGGAAUAAUGAACCGGAAGGGAAAAGAAUUUCUAGAUUUUUAUGUUCAUAUUCUAAGCUAAAAUAUUUCUACUACUUCUGUUAUUAUAUUAUAGCUUCUACAGUUUUUUUUACCAAUGACUCUAAAAUCUUUAUUGAUUUAAAAUAGGUCGGCUUGUCAAAUGUGCCUGACAAAAUAAUAUUUUUUAUGAAAAUAAUGGUCCAAUGAUACAGAAAGGAAAUUAUGUAAAAGGAACACUUUUUAUUAUACUACGCCUGACAAAUUUAUUAAUUAUUGUAAUUUUUAUACUGUUUUUUUUUUAUAUUUAUUUUAUUUUUGUAUUUUUUUUAAAAUAUGUAUGAAAUAGGCUUUGUUCCCAAUGGAGUCCUGGAAUCUCAUAAGUUUAUCGUGCAAAGAGGAGAAAUGACUUGUGGGAAUAUGGCUAAUUUAAUUUAGGCGUAUGCUAUAUAAUAUUUUAAACUUUUUAAACAAAGACAAAAAAUGUCAUAUCCAUGUAACCCUUAUUGAUAUAUGUACUUAUUAUAUUUUUAGUAAUUUUCCAUAGUGAAAUAAGUAUAAUUUUUUUGACAAUGGCUAAAGGAGAAAUAAGAAAUAUGGAUAUUAAAAAAAAUGCCCAAAAAUGGUGUUUAUAAAUAUUAAAGCUGCCAAGAUUUUCUGACUAAAUUUAUGAGAGCACCUUACAUUAACGAUCUAGUGUCGAAUAUUUAAAAUUUUUAAUUUUUUGUUUUUUUUUUUCCAAUUCAAUUAGGUAUAAUUUUCCAUAACAAGAUAGAAAGUCGAGAUUGUUAUUUUUCUGUUUCUUUUUUUUCUAACUUUGUGUUCGCAGCCGUCCAUGUUGAAUCUCAAUGACAAUGUAAUGUACAAACUAUUGUUUAUAUCCUUAUUCAUAUUUUUUAUACAUAUAUGGUUUAUAUUAUUAAGUUUCUAUUGUAACUACAAAAGACAAUUUAGAACUGAGUGUGAAUAUUUCCGUCCAUGGUAAUGUAUUCUCUAUUUUAAUGAAAGACAUGUACCAAAAAUCUAUUAAGUAUUAGAGCAAUAACGUAUGCUUUAGGACGAUUGACCUUCCCCGUAUUACUCGCCUUUAAUAUCUCAACAAAAAUAAAUUACGUUGCUUAAUAAAUAUUACUAAAAUCAUUAAAGUAACUAUAAAAAACAUCCUCUUUUUAGAAUUAUGACAUUAAAAAAUGUUUCCAGUUCAAAGACUAUAAAUAGUUCACAUGAAUGGUAAUGAAAGAGCUAACUAAUAACUUCCGUAUUUCAAGAUCAAAUAGGUUAAUCGUUUGGAUUGGCAGCCCAAUGUCGCGGCUGGGACCUCUUUCGAUUACAGCUCUCCGGUUUUAUUUUUAAACUAGGCACAGAAAUGCCGUCCAUAUUGUCUAUUAUCAGAUUAAUCGAUACCAGCAAUUAACACUACGUUAAAUCGAUUUUUGGCUAAUUUCCGUUAGAAUGUAAAAAUAUUAUUUCUUUAUCUUUUAUAAACUUACAAAACCUCUUUUUUUUGCUAUAAAAUAAAGAAUUCGUGUAUUACACAAAAUGCUCAUUAAGAAUGCUUUAGUAUUAUAAAAUUGAUUUUAUUUUUCACUUUAAAUGUUUCUCCGGUAAAGUUGAGAUUUUUAAGUUAGUGUUAAUCCAGCUGUCGUCUGAAGAUUUCGCUUCGACAGUCGAUAAAGAAGUUUCCUAUGGAACUAAAGCGACUACGUACUUGUCAAUAUAGAUCAUACGUUAUUGUUCUAUACUGAAUUUGGUGUGUAAUGUAAUUGUGUGCCUUUAUUUGUAUGAAAAAUAAAAAGAUUUUUAAACAUG